Messenger RNA from Onthophagus taurus, 1324 nucleotides. The record is from RefSeq and is a predicted model, not a curated record. NCBI's taxonomy places the organism in Eukaryota, Metazoa, Arthropoda, Insecta, Coleoptera, Scarabaeidae.
UAGGACCUUCGUCGCCGCGCCAAAAACACCAGUUCAACGCGAGUUCGUCACGACGCGAAGGACGACUACAACGCCGACCGCAAAGUUUUGUGAACUUCCGGUUCCGGGUGACUUUGGCGACCCAACGCCUCACUGUUUUUGCUACUGUAGUGCUUUUGUUUUUGGUGCUCACGAAAUUUCUGUGUUUCCGCUCGAAAUAUUUGUGCCAUCGUAAUUGCGUCGGAUUUUGGGGUUAGCACAAAGAAUGUUUUCGAAUAAGUUUCAAAUCUUUUUUUACAUCCUAAUAUUUUGGGGUCUAUUUUUAUCGGUUACCGGAGGAUCAAGAAAAGAAAAGGAUCGUAAGAAAGAUCGUUACAAGACGUACAUAAGCACGAAUCCGUGUAAAAGUGAAUCUCAAGACGCCCCAAUAAAUUGUUUCUGCAAUCCGGACACGAAUCCAGGGAACGCAACUAACAUAGAAUGUUGGGUUUUCGGCACGAAUUUGACUCCAGAUUACAGUAUAUGGAACCAUUUCGCAUCACAACCUCGGAUACAAAAGAUGCAAACACGCGUUAGACCAAACGGAAUAUUCAACUUCAUUCCGACGAAAGCCAUCGUUCAUUUGAAAAACUUGAAAUCGUUCGAAGUCGUUUUCGGUUCGAUCGAUGAGAUUCAUCCGUUCGCGUUUGCAAACUUGACGAGUUUGCAAAUCCUACAGCUGGCAAAGAACCAAAUUGUCAAUUUAAGUCAUCACGCUUUCGCCCAUUUACCUAACUUAACCGAAUUGUAUCUGGAGGAUAACAGGAUAGCCGAGUUGAAAAGAGGCGUUUUCGUCGGUUUACCGAGUUUGCAAAAAUUCGAUAUCGCAAACAACAAUUUGAGCAUCAUUCAAGAUCACGCGUUUCGAGAAUUAUCCCAUUUAAUCGAACUGGAUAUGAAUGCUAAUUAUAUUAAUGUUUUAACUAAAGAAAUUUUUACCGGAUUGAGUGAAUUGAAAAAAUUGGAUUUGAGCAAUAAUUCGAUAACGAUGUUGGGCGAUCUUACAUUUGCGGAACUUUGGGUUCUUGAAGACUUGCUACUGGAGUCCAACCAAAUAGCGUACAUUUCGGACAGGGCCUUUGCCGGAUUAACCAUGCUGAAGUACUUGAAUCUCGCAGACAAUCACCUGAACACGCUGUCGCCGAGUUUGCUUGAGGGCCUUCUGGCAUUGUCGCAACUUGAUCUGCGUGGGAACAACUUGGAAUCGCUGACUUCAGAGAAUGUACAUCCGUUUGUUCAUAAUCUUUACAAUUUAACCAGCAAUCUCUAUUUAGAAAGAUGCGGGUUUCGUUUCGUUUUAAUUUAG